AUGGAUCUGUACAAUGAUCGCCACACCCUGAUAGAUAAUCUAGAAUUACAAGAAAUUGGUGUUGAUGUGAAUAAUGAUGAUAAGCUGCAGAGGUCAAAAAAGAAGCAUCACAACUUUUGCAGACAUAUUGGUUUGUUGUAUGGAUUCCUUUCCAGUAUAUUUUUUGCUGCUGGGUUUGUAGGAGUCAAAUUUUUUGAAAAUAACAUACACUCAUUUGAGGUUGCUCUGGCAAGAAUGCUAAUACAGUUGAUGGGGGUUGCACCACUUUUGGUCUGUAAAAACGUCACCUUUCCAAGAAAACCAUUGCAAAUUUAUUGGUUAGUCUGUCGAGGUGUAACUGGUUCAUUCAGCGUGAUAUGUGCCUACUUUGCUGUUCAACACAUAGGUGUUGGUGAUGCUCUUGCAAUCUUCUUCAGCAACCCUGUAUUCACAGUGUUCUUUGCAUGGAUGUUCCUUAGGGAGAAACUGAGUCCUAUUGAUUUACUAUUGGCAGUAUUCACAGUAUCGGGGGUGGUGCUUAUUGUCCAGCCUUCCUUUAUAUUUGGUGGUAACAACACCCAUGAAAAACAUUCACGCAUUAAAGGAGCAGCUGUCGCACUUGUAGGGGCCGUCUUUGCAGCUCUUGUUUACAUCUGCCUCAAGAAGCUCAAGACUGGCAUACACUUGUUAAUUCCUAUCUUCUAUUAUGCAUUAUGCGGAAUAAUUAUUUCAAGUGUAUCUUUAUCAAUUUUACAAGCCUUCAUUGUCCCACAAUGUAGAAAAGAUCGAAUUAUUUUAUUUCUAAUUGGUGCAUUUGCUGUUGUGGGUCAACUAUUUUUCACAAAGGCUGUCCAACUCGAAAAAGCUGCUUAUAUUGCAAUUAUAAGAUCAUUGGAUGUGGUGUUUUCAUUUAUCUUCGAGUAUUUUGCUUUUGGUAGAAUUCCUAAUUUGAAGGUAGUAGCAGGAACUAUGUUAAUCUUAAGUUCUGCUGUAUGUGUGGCUGUUAAAAAAAUGUUAGCAAAAUCAAACAAAUCCCAAUAA
This is a messenger RNA of Saccoglossus kowalevskii, 1020 nucleotides long. Its product is annotated as solute carrier family 35 member G1-like. NCBI's taxonomy places the organism in Eukaryota, Metazoa, Hemichordata, Enteropneusta, Harrimaniidae. Gene Ontology annotation, cellular component: membrane. The record is from RefSeq and is a predicted model, not a curated record.